Messenger RNA from Aphis gossypii (cotton aphid), 882 nucleotides. RefSeq lists its product as uncharacterized. NCBI's taxonomy places the organism in Eukaryota, Metazoa, Arthropoda, Insecta, Hemiptera, Aphididae. The record is from RefSeq and is a predicted model, not a curated record. The transcript is spliced from 3 exons. Bases 184 to 648 code for a protein of 154 amino acids.
UGAUAAUUGAUAUAGAUAUACUUUGUCCAUUUAUUCACAUUUCACUGUCUAUUCAGAAUUGACUGAUAAGUUCUUCGAUUUUAGUAAAUUUUAAGAUUUAUAUUCAUUUUUGAGUAAAAUAAGUAUACUGUUUUACAAAUUUAUAUUCUUUUUGUAUUUCGUUUAUUGUUAACUCGAUACAUUAUGGCUUCUGAUGAGACACCGUUGUAUAAAGCAAUUGCAAAUUACAGACCACCUCCAUUCAAUAAAGAUACUGUAUUAAAUUACUACGCCCCAGCGUAUGGCACGUUAAACUAUGCACUUUUAUCUAUCAAUGUGAUGAACCCCGGACUUCUGCAAAGAAUUGUACCUAAACCAGACCUCACAAAUAUAUUUUUAAUCAACUCUUGCGUUGGGUCAUUUUUAUUUAUUGCUGCGCGCCCACAUCUCAGCGAAGCGCCUCUCAAACUGCGCAUAGUAUACAGCGUUUAUGGAUCAGUUUUGUUCAAUAUGGGAUCGGUAUUAUCAUGGGCUAUUUUACGUAGUUUAUUACCAAAUAACUCUGGUUUAGCUACUGUUGCUGGUUUAAUCUCAGGAUUUGCUUUGACUGGCUGUGGUGUUGCAUAUUUGAGCUACAAUGACAAAACUGUUAAAGCAAAUAAAAAGUAGACAUUUGUUUUUAUGGUGAUAAUUUAGUUUAAAUAAUCUCCUAAGUUCUUUGUAGUAAUUUAAUUCCAGAGGGCUGAUUUUUUUUUUAUAAAUAUUUUGUUAUUAUUUCUGUUUUUUUUUUUUUUAUGUAGCUGGUAAUACCAAAAUUAUGAUAAGAAGUAAUCCCAUUCUAUAAUAUUCAAUAUUCAUAUUAUUCAAUUAAAAAAUUAAAUAAAUUAAUUCGUUGUGUAUUAA